This is a messenger RNA of Mugil cephalus (flathead mullet), 6878 nucleotides long. RefSeq names its product microtubule associated serine/threonine kinase 3a (gene mast3a). Gene Ontology annotation, molecular function: protein serine/threonine kinase activity; protein binding; magnesium ion binding. The transcript has 27 exons. NCBI's taxonomy places the organism in Eukaryota, Metazoa, Chordata, Actinopteri, Mugiliformes, Mugilidae. The record is from RefSeq and is a predicted model, not a curated record. Bases 371 to 4585 code for a protein of 1404 amino acids. Gene Ontology annotation, biological process: intracellular signal transduction; peptidyl-serine phosphorylation.
CGCGGCUGCGCGUUGCGGCGGACGAUGGUGUAGCUGGAAAGUUUGUAUCACUCUUCAUAUUUAUCCCUCGAUAAUGUCGCAUAUCACGGGAGACGGACUCUGUCUGACAUUUUCCUGGUAACGGGGGGAAAAGGAGUGGAGUGGACAUGACCGCUGCAGUGGCUCAGUACCCCACCGAGCUGCCCUGCCGUGGGUCUGGGGUCAGUUUGUACCGGAGCUGAAUGGAGUUUCUGCCAUUGGACUCGGCGUCCUGGCCUAACCACCGCCAAUAAUAACAAAACCAAAGGACAGACUCUCACACGAUGCUCUCUCUCUGACAAGAGAGCACUAAUUCUCAUAUCUGGAUUGGCUUUGACGGUCACCAGCAACCAUGUCUGACCAAAACUACUACUGGACCGUGCUGCCGAGCUACAAAACUAGUUUUGUGACUGGGGCCAUGAUGAAAAGAUCGAAAAGUUCCCGUAACAAGAGAAGGAGUUUGGCGGUUGGGACCCCGUCGCCCACGCUGUCACGGCCGCUGUCACCUCUCCCUCUUGCGACAGCCGGCAGCAGCCCUUCAGAAAGCCCCAGAAAUGUCUCUGCCAGCACCUCUGGCAACUUCCAGUUCGCUCGCAGCCAACUGGCCCGCACUGAAAGCCGAGCGGAUGGGCGACGGUGGUCCGUGGCGUCCGUCCCCACAUCAGGCUACUGCACCAACGCACCCAGCUCAUCGGUAUCAUCCUCCUCUUCCCAGGAGUUGUUGCACCAGUUGCCCUUCCAGCCCACGCAGGAUGAUCUCCAUUUCCUCUUCAAACAUUUCCGGAGCACGGAGAGUGUGGCGGACGAAGAGGGAACCCACCACCCGCCCCCCGUCAGGCUCCGUUCACGCAGUCUCAGCCCUGGACGGACCUGCGGUGUAUUUGACAAUGAGAUUGUCAUGAUGAACCACGUCUACAAAGAACGUUUUCCCAAGGCAACUGCCCAGAUGGAGGGUCAGCUGCUCGACAUCAUUGCCGAGUGCUCCCCAGGCACCGCUCUGCCCCUGGCGGAUGGCGUUCUGGGAUUCAUUCAGCACCAGCUGCUGGAGCUCGCCAGAGACUGCCUGGACAAGUCCCAGGAAGGCCUCGUCACCUCCAGGUACUUCGUGGAGCUGCAGGAGAAACUGGAGAAGCUGCUGCACGAGGCGUACGAGCGCUCGGAGAGCGAGGAGGUGACCAUCAUCACCAAACUGGUCAAGAAGAUUCUCAUCAUCAUCUCCAGGCCUGCUAGGCUGCUGGAGUGUCUGGAGUUUGAUCCAGAGGAGUUUUACCAGCGUCUGGAGGUUGCAGAGGGUCAGGCCAAAGUGGGGCAGGGCAUUAAGACCGAUAUUCCCAAAUACAUCAUCAGCCAGCUCGGACUCAACAGAGAUCCGCUGGAAGAGAUGGUUCAUCUGGAGCAGACGAGUCCCAGUCACAGAGCAGCCAGCAGAGAGUCUGAUGACACAGGAGAGUCAACACCUGUGCAGAGCCGGGCAGCCUGCACCCCUCCUCGAAGGAAACCACUGGAGAGUGACUUUGAGACUAUAAAGCUCAUUAGCAAUGGCGCCUAUGGGGCUGUGUUUCUGGUGCGCCACACGGAGACCCGUCAGCGCUUCGCCAUGAAGAAGAUCAACCGGCAGAACCUGAUUCUUAGGAACCAAAUCCAGCAGGUGUUCGUGGAGCGAGACAUCCUCACCUUUGCUGAGAACCCGUUUGUGGUUUCUAUGUACUGCUCCUUCGAGACCCGGAGACACCUGUGCAUGGUCAUGGAGUAUGUGGAAGGUGGAGAUUGCGCCAACCUGUUAAAAAACAUCGGCCCCCUGCCUGUGGACAUGGCCAGGAUGUACUUCGCCGAGACCGUCCUGGCUUUAGAGUAUCUUCACAACUACGGCAUCGUACACAGAGACCUCAAACCUGACAAUUUGUUAAUUACCUCCAUGGGACACAUUAAGCUGACGGACUUUGGACUGUCAAAGAUUGGUCUAAUGAACAUGACAACUAACUUGUACGAAGGACACAUUGAGAAGGAUACAAGAGAAUUCAUUGACAAACAGGUGUGUGGUACUCCAGAGUACAUUGCUCCAGAGGUGAUCCUGAGGCAGGGCUAUGGGAAGCCUGUAGACUGGUGGGCCAUGGGCAUCAUCCUUUAUGAAUUCCUAGUGGGUUGUGUGCCUUUCUUUGGAGACACACCAGAGCAGCUUUUUGGACAAGUGGUUAAUGAUGAUAUCAUCUGGCCGGAAGGGGAGGACGCUCUGCCAGCUGAUGCUCAGGACCUCAUCACCAGACUGUUGAGACAGAGCCCUCUGGAGCGCCUGGGAACAGGUGGAACAUCGGAGGUGAAGAUGCACACGUUUUUCCUGGGCCUGGACUGGAACGGCCUCCUGAGACAGAAAGCUGAAUUCAUCCCUCAACUGGAGACCGAGGAGGACACCAGCUACUUUGACACCCGAUCAGAGCGCUACUGUCACCUGGGCUCGGACGACGACGACGAAACCAACGAUGAUGAAUCAUCGCUGGAGCUCCGUCAGUUCAGCUCUGUAGCCCACCGCUUCAGCAAGGUGUACAGCAGCACAGAGCACCUGUCCACCUCCACGCCCUCCAACCAGAGCCUGUCGUCAUCGGAGCGGAGCCACAGCGAAGAGAAGGAGGAGCGAUGGGAGGGCAGGGGAGUCCUCUCCCCCGGCGACGGACACAAACACUUGGCUAGUGGAGACAGGAGGGCAGAUGGACACAGGGGGAGUCUCCGUCCUCGUGCUUCAUCCAGUUCUUCGCAGUCAGAGCGCAGCACCAGCCCGCUAGUAAUGAACAGCACCCAGAGCCUGGACAUCAUGCCUCGCUUUGCCAUCCCUGCCGAUGAGGAGGACGGGAUGGUUUCCAACCUGAGGCGCAUUCGUCUCCGGAGUAACAGCACGGGGACCAGGCCAGCUUUCCGGAGAGGGGCGUCGCGACGCAUCGCCCACCAGCUGGAGACGCCAGAAAAACCCAGGUCCUCAUCUGGAAAAGUCCCCAAGUCUGCGUCCGUCUCCGGCCUUUCUCUCAUUAUCACCCCAGAUGACUCAGCUGGUCCUCCUACAAGCCCCAAAUCGUCCCUGUCCCUGUCGUCCAACCCCUCGUCUCGAGACUCGUCCCCCAGCCGGGAUCUGUCCGUCAGCAUCAGCUGCCUCAGGCCUCCUGUGGUCAUCCACAGCUCUGGGAAGAGAUUUGGGUUUGCGCUCCGGGCUAUCAGAGUCUACAUGGGAGACAGCGACGUCUACACUGUCCAUCACAUGGUCUGGAGCGUUGAGGAGGGCAGUCCAGCACACGAGGCAGGACUGAGGGCAGGUGACCUCAUCACCCACGUCAACGGGGAGUCGGUCCAGGGACUCGUGCACACUGAGGUGGUGGAGCUCCUGCUCAAGAGCGGCAACAAGGUGACCCUGCAAACCACUGCACUUGAGAACACGUCAAUCAAGGUGGGCCCUGCCAGAAAGGCGAGCUACAGGGCCAAGAUGGCCCGACGCAGCAAGAAGAGCAAGAAGAAGGACGGACAGGACAGCAGGCGACGUAGCAUCUUGAAGAAGUUAUCAAAGCACAGCCCUGCUCCACCCAUGCAGAGCAGCCGCAGCUUCUCUUCAGGCUUCCACCAGUCGUCUAGCGACAGCCUCUCUGGGUCCCCCACGCAGAGCCUCUCUCCCGGCCCUUCUACGCCGUGUCGCUCUCCCGCUCCUGACCACUCUGGAGAUUCAAGUUCUUCUCCCUGCUCCAGUUCUCCUAACUCGCCCGUACCGCAGGCCCGUCCCAGUUCCCUUCACGUCCUCGGUCGCUACACGAAAGCUGGUCGUUGCAAGUCCACCAGCAGCAUCCCCCCUUCCCCCCUGGCCUGCAUCCCACCGCCUCAGCCCCUCUCUCCGCAGUGCUCUCCGUCCUGCCUCCCGAGUCACCCCAAGUCCCUGCAGGGCUUUCACGGCAAGACGUUGUCCCCUCCCACCAUUGCCCGUCACUCUGUGCGUCCCCGCAGCGCAGAGCCGCCCCGCUCACCACUGCUCAAAAGAGUCCAGUCAGCGGAGAAGCUGACGGGAGACAAGACGACGGGGGGUUAUCACGUGGACAGGAAGGCCUACACCACCCGCCGCCACACCAUGGAGGUGCCUCUGUCCGAGGGGGAGGGCCUGGAGGACGUGGAGGGGGACACCGCCACGGGGUUCGUCUGCGUGGGCGAGCACGGCCGCCAGGGGCUGUUCAUCGGGGGGCAGAGGGGACACCAGGACGCGGCCGGCGGAGGCGGCGGCGAUCACCACCGCCCCACGGCGUCGCCGCAGCACCGCGGCGGGAACCACCACUCCAAGGAAGUGGUGGUGAUGAGGAAGCUGGCUCUGUCAGAGCGGAGGGACUCCUUCAAGAAGCAGGAGGCCGUGCAGGAGGUGAGCUUCGACGACCUGGACGAGAGGGAGGCGACGCCGAGCCCCACGCCCCCGGUCACGCAGCCAAACACGUUCAAGGCGUCCUGGAUCAACACGUCCCAAUCGGAACCCAGCGUGAAGCUGGGGGGAAGAGGCUCACAUGGUACCGCGCAGCAGAGGGCCAAGUCAAAAGACAAAGAAGGGUUUUAGUUUUUCUCUUUGCCAGGGAUAACAACAGGUCAAUGAGGUGAAGCCUUUGACCUGCUACUGUACUCGUUUGAAGGCCUUGCAUGUGCCCAGACAACUGUGACCACGUCUCAAACCGUCACGAAACCGCGGCUUGAAGACAGAAGAACAAAUCGAAAAUCUAUGUUUCUCAGUAAUACAUGCAUCCUGCAACACUGUUAACAGAAUGGUGACAAAAUUAUGUUUACUUCCAAGUUGCUUGUAUUCACUCUCGGUUCUCAAAAUCACUGUGGCACCUGUAACUGAUAUAUUUUGUAAAUAUUUUUGGUUUUAAAUGAAGAAACUUAUUUAUGACUUUUUACGCUCACCUUGGUUUAGUUUUGUUUUUUGUUUUUGUUUUGGUUGCUGAAAAUGCUUUGGACGCUUCAGCUUUUUUUAAGUUCAGGAAUCGCACAAGAGAAAAGCCAGGCAACAACUUCUGAGUGUGGCGGGUCCUGAUGAGGAGAGGUAAAAUAUUAGUCGACAUUGUAACAUUUUUUUUUUUUUUUUUUAUACCGCAGUGUGUAUGUGAGAGUCUUGUUUCGUGUUCAGAUUAGAUCUUUGAAACAAACUUACAGUGUCUAUCCUGCACCAAAUGUAUUAUAAAUUCCACAACAUAUUCUGCGCUGCCUCUCAGAAGAGAAAUGUCAUGAAGAUUGUCGUAGUAGGUUCGUCGUUUUCAAAAUACAAGGGCGUUAUAUAGGGAAAAAAAAACACAUCAGCGUCACAAUACUCAGUAGCAUAGGAGUGGUGCCAAAGCAUGGGUUAGCCAUAGGAACCAGUUAAAAAGGGGAAGUGUAGUUGUAUAUAAGAAGCUUCUUGUAUGCAUGGGCUCUACUGCCACUUUCUGUCUGUCCUGUAAAAAGUCCUCCUGCUGCUCUCACGACCACACGCUGACCAACACGCUGGUGUGUAGAUAAAGCUUCGAUAGGCUACCUUCGGGAUAAACAGGCUGUUGUGUCUGCCGUCUAACGGCUUGUUGAAUCAAGUCUCCGUCCAGCUCCUUACAAACAUAAUCAAUCCCAAGUGUUUGCACAAGUCGUAGUAGCCGCCUAACCGUUGGAGCGCGCGGAUAUUUCAGGACGAUCUCGCUCCGUGCGAUUCAGUACUUGUACAGUGGAUGCAACAAACAAACAAACCUGACUCACUUGGCUGUUUUUAUUAAGCGUAUCACGAAUGAAUGUUUACAUUUUAUCGGAAAGUUUUGUGCGUGGACUUAAAUUAUUAGGGGGAAUAAAAGAAUGACAGGGAGCGGCAGAGUUCAGCCAGGAGUCCUGAGCGGGUGAAGGAACGAGUCAAAGGUGAUCUCCUUUUGUAUAUUUUGAUAUGGAUACAGUCUUGUUGCAGUACUAAUAACCAAUGCUGUUGAUGUAUAUUGUAACAAUGGUGGACCUUAUAACAGCUGUCAAUGGUGUUUUUUUUUUUUUGUUUUUUUUUUUAACAAGUGACCUUGUAUGUAGAUGGACAGACUCGGAUCGAGUGACACGAGUGACAUGAACCUAACCCAAUCUGCAAUCUGAUUCAAAGGAGUUUUCUAACAUUUUGGGAAACGGAUAAGCCUCGAAUUAGCUUGAGCUUUUAGCUGAGUCCUGUGAUGAAACAACCACGACUUGAUUUUUGGUUAUGCAUUAUUUGAUUCAUUUUUGUUUAAUUCAGAAACCGUUUGGAUCAGCACCUGAAAGUCUUAUCAGAUGAAACGGUUCCACAGAGGGACUUGUUGUCCUCCCGGUUGUAUGAAGGCUCACGUUUUUGUUUUGCAGUUCGGGGGUGUAGAUCGUGUGGGUUCAAAUGAUGUGUUAGACCAUUUUUCACUGUACUGUAUGGAGAAAAAAAAAAAAAAAACGUUUGUGUAUGUGGGAUUUAUCACUGAAUUUCUGAUGCAAUAUACAUCUUGAUGUGUUUAUACCGUAGGAGUUGAUCUUUUCAUUUUGCGCACACCCCAAACCAAACAGAAAACCAACCCCCUGACCUUAUGUCGUAUCUGCAUGUUACACUUUUGCCUGAGGCCUCAGCAGCAGUCCAUACCAACAGUUCGUCAUCCGUCGUCAGAUGAAGCGUCGCGUCUUCACACGAGUGCAACUGACAUGUUUUCCCGCGCGUGUGUUAAAUGAAAUCCCGUUGCUCUCCAUUCGACCCUCUUCUCCCCAAACUGGCCUUUGUGAAGCGCCUACCAUGUGGGUAUCUGGUGCAGACUGGUGUGACAGUGUCUGUUUGCUCUUGUCUUAACAGUGCUUGAAAUAAAUGAAUUGCAGAGGACUAGAAAGUCCAGAACCACAAA